ACCGGGCGACUUCUCCGAGAAGGGCUUUAGCUAACUCCGCCCUCUCACUCAUUAGGCAGGACCCGUGGCUGUCCUCUCUGUUGCCCUCUCGCAGACAUUAUCACCCACUGGAACGACGAUGACGCAGACCUGUGUCACCCAGUAUGUUGAAAACCCGCAUUGCGCCAUAGACGUUCCCUAUGUUAGAUAACACGGAUCAGUGUCAGGCAUAGAGCGGGGCGAAUAAAUUACUUGCGGCUUGUCCCACUGCGCGUGCCCCCUCCGGUCCUCCGAUGUGCGCAGGCGCAGACCGCGGUAACCCCGCACAUGCUCCAUGUACACUGUGUGCGGCGCAGGCGCGGCGGCCCAUGACAGUUUAGAAACCGGGACAUUAGCCGGGACAAGAUUUGUGCGGGACGAACCGGUAACAAUCGAUCGUGUCUCGGGAAAUGCGGCUAAUUCGGUACAGUGGGCCACUAUGCGGUUGGACUAGGAGGCCGGUGGCACUGUCAUCACCGGGAGCAAGUGUCACAGUCGCUCAUCGUGUUGUGUGAGGAUCCCGGUCGCAGUGACAUCGCUGCUGCAGUCCCUGGCAAUUGUUUUCUGGAGGUCAUCAUCCUGUGACGUCAACUGGCCGCACUCUGACGUCAGUGUUACUGAGUUCUCUUGUGAGUAUUUUGUGACAUCACUACCCAGGGCUGGGAAUCACUGGGCAGUUCUGUCAGGGCGUGACCUCCUAGUGACAUCAUUGCUCUAAGCUGUGACACUAUUGUUUGGGGUCAGGCUUGUGCCAGCCCAGUAUGGAUGAGGGGGAGUCUCAAGAAAUGGUUUUCUUGGGAGACCUAUCAGUGGGUAUGGACACCUUUAUUCACCGGAUUGACUCCACUGAGGUUAUAUACCAGCCUCGCCGCAAGCGUGCAAAGUUGGUAGGAAAGUACCUUAUGGGGGAUCUUUUGGGCGAGGGCUCCUAUGGCAAGGUAAAGGAGAUGCUGGACUCGGAUACGCUGUGUCGCCGCGCUGUCAAAAUUCUCAAGAAAAAGAAAUUACGGAGGAUCCCAAAUGGAGAGGCCAAUGUCAAGAAGGAGAUUCAACUACUGCGACGCUUAAGGCAUCGGAACGUGAUUCAGCUGGUGGAUGUAUUAUAUAAUGAAGAAAAACAAAAGAUGUAUAUGGUUAUGGAGUACUGUGUGUGUGGAAUGCAGGAGAUGCUGGACAGUGUACCAGAGAAACGAUUCCCUGUCUUUCAGGCUCAUGGUUAUUUUUGCCAGCUUGUGGAUGGUUUGGAGUAUCUUCAUAGUCAGGGCAUUGUGCAUAAAGACAUCAAACCUGGGAACUUGCUGCUUACUACAGACGGGACGCUCAAAAUCUCAGAUCUGGGCGUUGCGGAGGCCUUACACCCAUUUGCAGAGGGUGACACAUGCAGGACCAGCCAGGGGUCCCCCGCUUUUCAGCCUCCAGAGAUCGCAAAUGGCUUGGACACUUUCUCAGGGUUCAAAGUGGACAUCUGGUCAGCAGGCGUGACCUUGUACAAUAUCACUACUGGGCUGUACCCCUUUGAAGGGGACAAUAUAUACAAACUGUUUGAGAAUAUUGGAAAGGGAGACUACUCGAUUCCGGAGGACUGCGGGCCACUGCUGUCUGACCUGCUGAGAGGGAUGUUGGAAUAUGACCCAACCAAAAGGUUUUCAAUACAACAGAUUCGUCGACACAACUGGUUUCGGAAGAAGCACCCACAGAUGGACCCUAUUGUACCCAUACCCCCUAGCUCAGAAACCAAGGACCGCUGGAGAAGCCUGACAGUUGUGCCUUACUUAGAGGAUCUGCACGGGUAUAGUGAGGAUGAAGAUCUGUGUGACUUGGAGGAUGAAAUAAUCUACACACAGGACUUCACAGUUCCAGGACAGGUGCCUGAAGAGGACAUGUUUGCACAGACGCAGGGCAGUGCACCUAACAAACAGCUGUGUAUGAAUGGCACAGAAAAUCAGCUAAAGGCAGAAAGGAGAGUCAGCUCUGCAUCCCAGCGCAAGGCUAGCACAUCAGGGGGCAAAAUACGCAAACUAUCAGCCUGCAAACAGCAGUGACCGAGGAGACUACUCUACGAGAGUGGUCCACUUCGGCAAACUCCCAGUGCCCACCAGAUGCUACAGCUGAGUUGCUGCAGUAAAGGGAACUGCCCUGUAAUUGUUCUCCUAUACCCUUUUCCCUUCUGGACCUCUAGGACUUGCGCAGUGUCCAGCGUCUGCUGCACUUUAUGACUUGAACUUAUUUCUUGCUCCACUUCGUUUGUCUGGCUUUAUACCACAUGUAUUAUACAUAAAAGAGGUGGAGGUCACAUCAUCAGCCCUAUCUGAGCCCUCAUACACAAUAAAAUGCAAAAGUGGGAAGGGAAUGGGAGCACUGAACUCCUGCAACCAAACCCAGCAAUUGUGUGUGCAUUUGGAGAAAAGGAGCCAUGUGUUAACUACCACAGGUUGUUUAUUUUCUCUUUAGUGAUUAAACGUUUAUUUGGUUUCCACUA
Molecule: messenger RNA, 2497 nt
Organism: Pseudophryne corroboree (corroboree frog)
Lineage: Eukaryota; Metazoa; Chordata; Amphibia; Anura; Myobatrachidae
Gene: STK11
Product: serine/threonine kinase 11
Exons: 10
Coding region: 780-2060 (426 amino acids)
Biological process (GO): establishment of cell polarity; activation of protein kinase activity; regulation of Wnt signaling pathway
Cellular component (GO): cytoplasm; nucleus
Molecular function (GO): ATP binding; protein serine/threonine kinase activity; protein kinase activator activity
Source: RefSeq, a predicted model, not a curated record